CUCUCGUGCGUGAGAUGAAAGUCUUGUCUAUAAAACGGGCCUCGACGUAAAGGAAUCUAUAUAAUAAAUAUGUACCGUCGUCGUCACUUAGGCAGUUUCAGCGCGUGCACACGAGCUUCGCAAUGAAUUUAUGGUUGUGAUUACUAUAUCAUAAAAGAUAAAAAGUCAUAUCGUGCAGGAAAAUGAGUAUACGGUUAUUUUUGAUUAAAACUUUGGUCAGUCUUGCUUUAAUACUUCAAUCCAUUUACUGUUCUUCGGAGAAUCUAACAGGAGAUGAACUAAAAAAACUAUUGACAGAAGUAGACAUGUUGCGGGAGUUCCGCUACCGAGACCACGUCAUCAUUAAAACACUAGAAGAACGUCUUAGACAAUUGGAGAUCUCCACAACUCCCUCUCUGACCACUGGUUCAAAUCUUAGAUCAGAGUCUUCAACCCCAACGAUUUUAGAAGGUUCCAGCAAAUCCUUCGUUAAUCCAUUAGAAGACCGAACUAAUGGGAAACACCGACUUCACCAUCGCGUUCGAUCUGGUCACGGGUGUGAGUCAGUCGGGAACUUUAAGAAACAGCGCCGGGCCUUCAGGAAACUGGAGCACCAGUUACGACGGCUACAGUUGGACUUGGCAGCUGUAAAGAGCGUCAGAAAGAGAGGGGUUGGAGUAGGAGAAGAAGCUGAAGGAUUGCGGUUGGAAACGGAGCUUCUGCGGACGGAGAUCCACCGAUUCCAGCAGGACUUAGAAAGCUUGCGAGCUGACAGAGAAAAGGACCAUGCCGCAUUAGCUCCGCUCCGGGUGAGCCAAGCGACCAACAUAUGGUUACAGGAGACAGUGGAACAGCUCCGGACAGAGAUGAGUGAGAUGGCGAAGUCGUUUAACGUCUCGGUGUCGCUCAAUCGGUGGCAGACCCACGAGUCAAAUAUGGCGCUACUCAGAUCUGAUUACGACGCUCUUCAGAAAGAAAUAGAAACUCUUCAGACGCUUCUUGAGAAAAAUUCAGCGUCUGUGGACCAACUCCAGACAGAGAUGAAGGACUUAAGAAGUCAUUCUCAAAGGCUUUUUGUAGGCUACCAGCAUCUUUCCGAAAACGUCAACUCGUUCAAAAAUGAAGUAGGAAUUCGGGCAACAAGCCGCAGACGUGCCUCAAGGAAAUCUGCUUACCAGAAAAACGCAAAGGAGAAACCGUUGGCGUUGCGAAGUCUACUGAGAGACUAUGAUUCUGGAGAUGAAGGUUAUGAUGUGACUGGCUAUCACAAGUUUAGAAAUGUUCAUCGUCUACGUCAUCACCGACGUAUGAAGAUGGAAGUUACCACGAUGCAACGAGCCAUGAAGGCAAUGGUAAACAAACAUGCAAAAAUUCAACGAGAGAUCCUUUGGUUGAAGAAAAACUUCACGAUUCUGAACUCGACUGUACAAGCUUUUUCACAGAAUAUUGACAGGAAAGAAUCUCAAAUCACAGAGCAGAAGAAGCAACAGUUUCCUCUGGUUCAACAGAACAUAAAAUAUAAAGAGGAGAACGAAAGUAUCAACCAGGAGUUCCAGGAAACCAAAACAGGAUUUCGAACUGUAACACACAUAAUAACCGCAGUCGAUAAACUCCAUUCUUCCAUUUUUAGGCUUUUUGAAACUCUUGAAGUCCUGGAAGACCGGUUCGAUAAGAGCAUCCAGGAUCUUCAAAAAGAAGUCUCAAAAUCUGGCCUAGAUAUUGCUCAGAUACAAUCUUCUUUCAAAGUCCUUCGAGAAGAUCAACGUGAUCACCACGAGACCCUCAAGACAUUAAAAAAGAACUAUUCAUUCUUAAAGACACAAAAUGAGGUGAUCAACCAGUCUUUACAAGAGUGUAGAACCAACAAUAUAGACAUUCUACAAGGAGUGGAAAUUGAGAACCUUGAAUACAGAGUAGAAGAACCUGAAGCGCAAAUUACCAAUUACCAGUUGAAACCAGAUACGUUGUAUAACCAAGUUCAGGCAAAAAUCUGCAAAUCCUUCUUAACAGCUUGGGUAGGACAGCAUAAAGGAUUAAAACAUCGAAUCCGGAAUAUCUCAACAACACUGUUACAGAUGAGGUCUGAUUACUCUGAUCUGAAGAGUGAUAUUUCAAAGUUGGUGGGUUUAUUGCCAAAAGACUGUUCCAUGAAAGAGAUAACAAUGUUGCCAGCACAAUAUAAGAGCGGUGUUUAUUUAAUCCACCCCCAGGGGGCAGAAUCCGUCUUUUCUGUAUACUGCGACAUGAAUACUGCUGGUGGUUACUGGACUGUAAUCCAACGUAGGGUAGACGGAUCGCAGGACUUCUAUCGUUCCUGGAAGGACUACAAACGGGGAUUUGGUGAGCAAGCUGGAGAAUACUGGUUAGGCAAUGAAGUUAUCCACCAGAUUACCACCUCGGAAAAUUGUACGUUGCGUGUAGACAUGUGGGAUACCUUCGGUAGUUACAGGUAUGCCGAAUACGACCUGUUUCACGUUGCAAAUGAAACAGACAACUACCGUUUGUUGAUUGGUGGUUACCACGGAAACGCUACUGACGCGAUGGGGAAUCACAACACGAUGGCUUUUAGUACCAAAGACCGCGAUAAUGACGCCAGUAGCACGCACUGCGCCGUGUAUUAUUCUAGCGGUUGGUGGUACAACAAUUGUCAAUACGUCAACAUCAACGGCAGAUUCGACAUUGGACUCACGUGGUACGACACUGACCAGCACGAGUGGGUGCAGCUCACUAAAGUUGAGAUGAAACUGAGGCAUUUUUAAACGAAACUAUCAAUAGAAAUAAAACAUUUGACUUUACUUGAAAGUCAACAGUUAGGCUUAAUGAAAAAUUCCAUACUGAAUAUUUAAUCAGUUAUGAAUAAUUGAACAAAAAGUUCUAGCGAUGAAUCUUCGGUGAACCGCGUCUGGCUGGAAUAUUGUGGUGAACAAAGUUUCGAUUUCUAAGCUGAAGAUGACAUCAGCACAGAAGUCGAAACGUCAUCCACCACAAGCCUACAUACAGGGGCCACUGAAAGAUCAGUGCUUGCGCCAACUACCCUUCUGAAAUCAUCCUUAAUAAUAAAAAUAAGAGAGAGAGGGGGGAGGGGGUAGAGAGAACAGUCGUUACUUUUUGCGCAAAGCUAUCUGUGCUCUGUCCAGUACGGGGAAUCGAACCCCGGGUUUUAGCGUUGCAAGACCGUAAGCUAGCCGCUAACCCACUGGAGGACAGAGAGAACAAAAUAUCUUGGUAGUUUUCUUUGUAUAGAUUUCAAAAAUUGCUGAACUGAUUGCUUGUUUUUAAAACUAGUUUUGUCAGACGUUUCGUGUGGUAACGAAUAUCAAACUUGGGUAUAAUUUGAUUAUUGUUAUGAUUUAUGUUUUUAAUUCACAAAACUGAUGAAAGUACGAUUAUAAUUAUUGUAUGUAGAACUUGUAUAUCAUCCCACGUUUUUACAUGUUCCUUGUUUUACUUAAUAUUGCUUAUCUAAGUACGAUUAUAAUUAUUGUAUGUAGAACUUGUAUAUCAUCCCACGUUUUUACAUGUUCCUUGUUUUACUUAAUAUUGCUUAUCUAAGUACGAUUAUAAUUAUUG
This is a messenger RNA of Limulus polyphemus (Atlantic horseshoe crab), 3549 nucleotides long. Its product is annotated as protein scabrous-like. The transcript is spliced from 5 exons. Lineage: Eukaryota; Metazoa; Arthropoda; Merostomata; Xiphosura; Limulidae. The record is from RefSeq and is a predicted model, not a curated record. Bases 183 to 2738 code for a protein of 851 amino acids.